Molecule: messenger RNA, 2237 nt
Organism: Physella acuta
Lineage: Eukaryota; Metazoa; Mollusca; Gastropoda; Physidae
Product: acid phosphatase type 7
Molecular function (GO): acid phosphatase activity; metal ion binding
Source: RefSeq, a predicted model, not a curated record
GGCCAUACAGACGGAAUCUGUCUUGAUUUUGAUUACUUCAAUACUGAUUACUGAAUCAAUACCCAAUCAAUAAUAAUAAAAUAUUUAUAUUCUAGUUCUAGAUUAGAGGUCUAGAUCUAGAUUAUAUAAUCUAUAGUAUUUUAUCAAUAAAAUUUAGAGAUCUAGAUUUUUAUUUAGCAUUAGCUGUCUGUCUUCAGUUCAGUCUGUAGUUAGAUCUAGACCAGUUCACUGGGACAAAAACACAACAAACAUGCACUUCUUCAAGUGUUUAAUGCUAAAUGUUUUAUUAUUAUGGAGCAAGAGUUAUGCAAUUGUUUGGUAUGAGCCUCAACAAACACACAUAGCUGUGGGAGAUACUCCUGAUCAGAUGGUCAUCGUAUGGAGCACAUUCAAUGAUACUGGAGAUACUACUGUUAUGUAUGGUCAAGGUGGAAAAUUGUCAUUAGAGGCCACAGGGACAAGGACUAAAUUUAUUGAUGGUGGACCAGAACAGAGAACACAGUUCAUUAACAAAGUCGUCCUUACAGGCCUUAUACCUGACACAGAAUACUCUUAUGUAGUUGGGAGUAAAACAUAUGGAUGGUCAGACUUAUUUUCUUUUCGUACAUGGCCUCUUGGAGAAAACUGGAGCCCUAGUCUGGCUAUAUUUGGUGACAUGGGAAAUGAAAAUGCUCAGUCCUUACCUAGAAUGCAAGUAGAUGCUCUUACAGGGAUGUAUGAUGCAAUUCUGCAUGUUGGUGAUUUUGCUUACGAUAUGGACGUGGACAACGCGAGAGUUGGAGAUGAAUUUAUGAGACAGAUUGAGCCACUAGCAUCCAAGCUACCAUACAUGACAUGUCCUGGCAACCAUGAGCAGGCUUACAAUUUUUCAAACUAUAAAGCCAGAUUUUACAUGCCAGGGGAUUUAAAUAAGCGAAUGUAUUAUAGUUUCACUAUGGGACCUGUCAGAUUCAUUGCAGUAUCUACUGAAUUUAUCUUCUUUCCUCAAUAUGGUCUGAUUCCAAUUGUUGAGCACUACAAAUGGCUGGAGAAUGAAUUAGCUGAAGCCAAUAAACCAGAGAACAGAGCCAAACAGCCAUGGGUAAUCACUUUUGGCCACCGUCCCAUGUACUGUUCCAAUGAUGAUAAUGAUGAUUGCACUCACCAUGAAAGUCUUAUCCGAGUUGGAAUCCCAUUUCUUCACCUGCUGGGGUGGGAACCACUAUUCUACAAAUAUGGUGUAGAUGUUGCUUUAUGGGCACAUGAACAUUCCUAUGAGAGACUCUGGCCAGUAUACAACAGGGAGGUUAUGAAUGGAAGCUAUGCUGAGCCAUACACUAACCCAAGAGGACCCGUUCAUAUCAUAACUGGGUCUGCAGGUUGUAAAGAAAAACAUGACAACUUUGAUAAGAAAGUUGAUGACUGGUCUGCCUACCGCAGUGAUGAUUAUGGUUAUACCAGAAUGAAAGUAUUUAACAAAACACAUCUUUACAUGGAACAAAUUUCUGAUGACAAGGGUGGAGCCAUCAUAGACAAAUUAAUGAUUAUCAAAUCCAGUCAUGGUCCUUACACUGAUUAUCCAAAGCCAGUCAAUAUUAUGGGAGAUCCUUUGAAAAAGCUCUGGAAACAAUGGAAAUACUUUGCCAAAGAACUCAAAGACAUCCUUCCAUAAACAUAAAAGCAAAUAUGUUUUUACUUGGCACUAUAAUUGUCUGAGUUUUUUAUUUGUUAAUACUUAUACUAAAACCUUUCAGCCGAUAAAAAUAAUUUUAGUGUAAUUUAUUUAUUUUAUUUAGUAAAAAAAAUGAUAUAAUAAAAGGGAAACAUGGGAACACAAAUUUUUGUGAAAAUAUUUAAAACAUAGGCCUACUUUUUGGUAAUAAAACGUGUCCAAAUUUUUUACAAUAAAUUAAAAAUGAUAUACAAAACUGUCCACAGAAUAUAAAUUUCUAUUAUGAUUUUAAAAAUAACUGAUUUAUGAAACGUUUGAAAGUGAAAAGAUGAGAAAAAAGUAUAUAUUAAUUCAAUGUUUUUUUUCUUUUAAAAUAAAUAACUUAGUGGUAUGUACUAAUACUAUGCAAUGUUAUGAGUAUAACUUUAAAGGUUAUGUAAAAAGAAGCUUUAAAGAAAAUAUUUUUAACCGAAAGAUUUUUUUUGAAAUUUUAAAGUAGAAAAAAAUAACAGAUUAAAGAAAUUUUUAAAUUGCCUUUAAUAUCAGUAUUACCACUCAACAUUCCAUGAAAUUUUUGUACAAUAAA